Molecule: messenger RNA, 1335 nt
Organism: Spodoptera litura
Lineage: Eukaryota; Metazoa; Arthropoda; Insecta; Lepidoptera; Noctuidae
Source: RefSeq, a predicted model, not a curated record
AUGAGCAGUAUUGGAGAAAAUAUGGAGUUUUGUGACUCCAGUGGAAGUGAUAUAAUUGAAGAAGAGAUUGGAAAGAGUGAGCAACAAGUUUGUACAGAAUUAAAUAAAAAUAAACAAAAUGAAGAACACACAACGCUAAGUCAAAGAGUGGCGGAAAAAAGAACAAGAGAGGAUAGUGAAGAGAUAAUUGAAGAAGAUGAGGGCUUUAUCACAGUCAGAAGAGGCAAAAAACCGGUGAAAAAUAACCUUUCUAGAAACCCGGAUAAUACUAACAUGAAGGCCGUGGAUAUGAGAAACAACAGAAAUGACAUACCAAUGGUCAUGAUAACAUCGAAAGAAGUUUUACCUAAGCAGUUUGGAAUGGCAAAACUACUGCGAGCCGAAAAUAUACAAGAUGUCUCAAGAAUCAAAUAUAAAGGAGCUUAUAAAGUACUGAUACAUUUUGAAAAUAGAGAAAGUGCUAGAAAGUUAAUUUGUUGUGAGAAACUUAUAAGUUUAGGGUACAGGUGCCAAAUGAUUGAUGAAAUAAAUCUGUCAUAUGGGGUACUACGCGAAAUAGAUUCAGAUAUGGAAGAUACAGAGAUCGCUGAAUGUUUGACUUGUGACUACGAGAUAAUAUCGGUGAGACGGCUGAAACGUUUAAAUGACCUAAACGAAUGGAUAAAUAGCGGAACUAUUAGACUAUGUUUUAAAAGUUCCACUUUGCCCCCGUACGUAUACGGGUACGGGUGUAGGUUUAAAGUGGAACCGUACACGUUUCCUGUGUCUCAGUGCUCAGGAUGUUGGAAAUUUGGUCACCUUUUAAAAUUCUGCCCUACCAAAAAGAUUAUAUGUCCGAAAUGCGUUGGCCCCCAUGAAAAUUGUGAAGUCUCAGAGUUUAAAUGCGCUAAUUGUAAGGGUGCUCACAUGGCCCUAGAUAAAUCCUGCCCUAUGUUUAUCAAAGAAAAAGAGAUUAGAAAGAUUAUGUCCAGCCAAAACUAUACUUACCGCAAAGCCCUAUCAGUAUGGCUAGAAGUUAAAAAAUCACAGAGGAAAGAGACUGAUAAUAUGGAGAAGAUAGAUUAUAUUACCGAUAAAAAGUUAGUAACAACGAAUAAAAUGCUAGAUCAGUCAAAAUCGUACAGAGAUGUAGUUGUUAACAACUCUUUUGAUAGGCUAAAGGUGAAUGAUGAGAAGAUACACAUGAAAAAUUUUGAGGAUGAAGGAAAUGACACCGAUUGUUCACAGAUUCAACGCAAAAAAAAGAAGAAGAUGAAAAGAAAGAACCAGAAUAACCAAAGUUUUGAAGAGUACGCAUCUGAAGUAGAACACGAAUCUGAAACCUAUGCCCGGUAA